CAGUUGAGUUGUUUUAGAGCGAGAGAGCGCAGAGAUCCUAAAAAGCCUACCUUUUUGACCCACCUUGCAGAUCUGUUAAGAAAUCUCUCCCCUCGCCCCCCCUUCUCUAUCAUCAAACAACUCUCUCUCUCUCUCUCUCUCUCUCUCUCUCUCUGCAUAUCUUCCAGUGUCGUCAUGGUUCCCGCCAAUCUACACAAUCUCUCUACUGCAUAAAAACCCUAGUUUCCCCACUCAACACUCUCCAGGUGGACACCAUCGCCAAACCCUAAUAAACAAAGAAAUAAAACAAGCGGAACUGGAGUGAUUCGAGAGUUGGAUUUAUGUCCCUCAAUCAAUCAAGGGUCGAGAGGAACGAUUCAUCACACUACCGAAAAUCGAGUCGAUCCGGGAGUUCUUCACAGCCAAGGAACUUCUCCGGCGGUAGCGGGAAGGGCGGCGGGACCGCCCCUCCACCAUCUUCUACCAAUUCGUCUUUGUCAUCGAAUCGGAGGAGGUCUAAUAAUGCACAAGGAGGACAAUCUAGGGUGAGUGGUGCCGGUUUGAACUCCAAUUCUAACAGUGCUUAUGCUGCGCGAGCUCUACAGAAUGGUUCCCAUUUACAACCAGCAGUACGUGGAACAGCUGAUGCCUCAACUAAAGGCAUUAACGUCAAGCCAACAAUGGAUGUGUCAAUGCAGGAAAGUGCCCAAGCUGUUCCAAAAGUUCCAUCUUCUCAGCCUGCGGCUGUCAAUUUUGAUUCUGCAAGUCCUACAACCCCUGCAAAGGGAGAUGCAUCUAGGACAUUUUCUCUUCAGUUUGGGUCCAUAAGUCCUGGUUUUAUGAAUGGAAUGCAGAUACCUGCUCGAACAAGCUCAGCACCGCCAAAUCUGGAUGAGCAGCAGCAUGACCAGGCACGCCAUGAUUCAUUAAGAGUGGUGCCUCAAUUUCCAAUUCCUCCUGUUCCUAAGCAGCAAAUUUCAAGAAAUGAUGGAGAACAAACUAAUGCUGGUGAUGCUCAUCAAAUGUCCAAGGCCAAAAGGGAUGCUCAAGUUUCAUCUGUGCCCCCUGUUACACACACUCAGAAGGCUUCCAUUCACCCUGUCCAUGGGGUUUCAAUGCCAAUGCCAUUUCACCAGCCACAAAUUCCUGUUCAAUUUGGCCCCAACCCCCAGAUUCAGCCUCAGGGCAUGGCAGCUACUUCAUUGCCAAUUCCUGUGCCAAUGCCAUUGACAAUGGGAAAUGCUCCUCAACUGCAGCAGCCAAUGUUUGUUUCAAGUCUGCCGCCUCAUCCCAUGCAGCCUCAGGGGAUAAUGCAUCAGGGUCAAACCUUGAAUUUCACUUCUCAAAUGGGUCCCCAACUAACUCCGCAAUUGGGAAACCUGGGAGUUAGUAUUGGCUCUCAAUUCACCCAACAUCAGGCAGGAAAAUUUGCUGCUCGUAAACCUGUCAAGAUUACUCAUCCAGAUACACAUGAAGAGUUGAGACUUGAUAAAAGGGCUGAUGCACAUGUGGAUGGGGGGUCAUCAGGAUCAAGGUCACAGCCAAAUGUGCCACAGACGCAGCCUCUCACAUCAGUUUCUCCCGCUCGUCCUGUCAAGUACUACCCUAGCUCUUACAAUCCCAAUUCUGUCUUUUUCCCUGCACCAAAUUCUGUUCCUUUAACUAGUACCCAGAUAAAUCCUGGUUCUCAGGUGCCAAGAAUAAGCUAUCCAGUUAACCCGAGCCCACAACCAACACCUUUUAUGAAUCCACCUGCGCAUAACUCCUAUCCUAGUAAAAAUAGCACUCCAAGUCAUGGCACUUCAGUACCAUCAAGUUCAGAACAUUCCCGUGAUGUUCAGAAUACAAUUCCUGCAGCACCAUCUGCUUCUGUACAGGUGACAGUUAAACCAGCAACCUCGUCACAUGUAGAAAAGAAUGUUGAUGCAUCCCUGGUAAUUAGUACACCUUAUAUUGAAAAGGGUGCAUCACCUAAAUUGUCUCAGCAAUGUAGGGAAGCUAGUUCAAUUCAUCUUCUAAAGGAUUCAGGGACUUGGCCAGAUAUCUCUUCACACCAGCUAAACCCUAGUCUAAAACCAACCUUAACAUCAUUGCCCGUGGCAGGUAAUCAAUCUGCUACUGCAUCACCUUCUUAUGCGGAGGGAACAGUGCUCAAUUCAUUGUCUCCUCCUCCUCACCUUGAGGAGUCUGCACUGAUUGUGAACAGUACUGAAAACAGGAGAGAAACUAUUAAUAAGUUUGACUCUGAUAAGGAUCAACAGAAAAAGCAGAUCAAGAAAGGACAUUCUCAACCACAUGAACAGGUUCCUGGUGGAACUGCUGAGUCUUUAACUGUUGAAACAACUUCUGCUUCACUGAAUUCCAGUAGGGGAAUUGUGGAAUCCCCCAAGGAAGCACUGCCCACCUUAAGUUUUGCCACUUCAGAUGUUCCUGAAUUUAGAAUGGAUAGUUACAACCCAGGCUUCACAUCUGAGGCCUCCAACAUGGUUGGUGCUCCGGGAAUUUUUGAUAGCUCAUAUGGUGAUCAUCAUGUUAGUAAAAAUCAUCCUCGGGAUGAAACUCUGGAAGAAAAAAAUGGAGGGAAAAUGGUUAAUGAAUGCCCUAAAGAUAAAAAUAGAUCCGAGACAUCUAAUGAAUGUGUUUCCUCGGUAUUUUCAGGGGUAGUUAAUGAAACUGAACCAAACUCUGUUACCAAUGUAGCAAUCAACUCCCAUGAGGUUGGAUUGCUGCAAAAUGUUGACGAGGAUUUUAAGAAGCCUGUUGGUCAUUGCAAAAGGGAUGAUGUUGGGGUUGAUGACUCAGUGAUAUCAACUUCUGUAGUGCUGAAUGGUGACAAAACUUCACCUUCUGAUGCUUUUAGAAGUGACAGCUUGGACAGUAGGCAAGCUGUGGUUCCAUCUGUUUCAGGUCCUACUUCGAAACAUGAAGGAGAAGAAGAUGCUGAGGAUGUAAAUGCUUGCACAAUUCCUGUGCCGGCAGUGAGUUCCAAUGAUAAACUUGCUGCAGAACUUAGUAGGUCAAAAGGUGUUGUGCCCAGGGGAAAAAAGAAAAGAAAAGAUACUCUACAAAAAGCAGAUGCUGCUGGAACAACAUCUGAUCUCUAUGUGGCAUAUAAAGGUCCAGAGGCUAAGACAGAAACUGUUGCUACUUCAGAAAGCACGGUUAGCGCAUCAAGCAUUGGUUCAAAGCAGGAAUCAAUUGAUGCUAUUCAAGAUGGUGAUGUAUCCAGUGAAAAAGGGGACCAGAGUAAAAACGAGCCAGAAGACUGGGAAGACGCUGCUGACAUCUCUACUCCUAAGUUGGAAAGUAAUGAUGAGAAGCAGGUUCGUGGAGGAAUGAAGCAACAAGGUGAAGAUGGAUAUGGAAUAAUGGCCAAAAAGUAUUCAAGAGAUUUCCUACUGAAGUUCUCUGUGCAAUGUACAGAACUUCCAGAGGGUUUUGAAAUUACAUCUGAUACAGCAGAGGCCUUGAUGGUAUCUAAUGUCAAUGCUUCUCGUGAAUCAUACCCUAGUCCUGGAAGAAAUAUUGACAGGCAAUCUGGAGCUCGAUCUGAUCGUCGUGGAAGUGGCAUUGGUGACGAUGAUAAGUGGAGUAAAUUGUCUGGCCCUCUUGCUUCAGGACGGGAUCCUCGAAUGGACGGUUAUGGGGGAAACCUCCGUCCUGGCCAAGGGGGUAAUUAUGGUGUUUUAAGGAACCCACGUGCACAAGCACCUGCUCAAUAUUCUGGGGGGAUUCUCUCUGGGCCUCUGCACUCUCAGGGUCCUCAGGGCAGUAUUCAACGAAAUAACUCUGAUUCAGACAGGUGGCAGCGUGCUACUGCUUUUCAGAAGGGUUUAAUGCCUUCUCCCCAAACUCCAUUACAGGUAAUGCACAAAGCUGAAAAGAAAUAUCAAGUGGGCAAGGUAGCAGAUGAGGAAGAGGCUAAGCAGAGGCAGUUGAAAGGUAUCCUAAAUAAGCUAACGCCACAAAACUUUGAUAAACUUUUUGAGCAAGUUAAGGCAGUAAAUAUUGACAGUGCUGCCACUCUCACCAGUGUGAUCGCACAGAUAUUUGAUAAAGCUCUAAUGGAACCAACUUUUUGUGAGAUGUAUGCCAACUUUUGUUCUCAUCUUGCUGGAGAGUUGCCUGAUUUCAGUGAAGAUAAUGAAAAGAUUACUUUUAAGAGGUUGCUGUUGAACAAGUGCCAAGAGGAGUUUGAGAGAGGUGAAAGAGAGCAACAAGAAGCUGAUCAAGCUGACAUUGGUGAGGUUAAGCAGUCUGAGGAGGAAAGAGAGGAGAAGAGAAUCAAGGCAAGGAGACGGAUGUUGGGCAACAUCAGGUUGAUUGGGGAACUGUACAAGAAGAAAAUGUUGACAGAGAGAAUAAUGCAUGAAUGUAUAAAGAAGUUGUUGGGCCAAUAUCAAAAUCCUGAUGAGGAAGACAUUGAAGCUUUGUGCAAAUUAAUGAGCACAAUAGGAGAGAUUAUUGACCAUCCAAAAGCAAAGGAACACAUGGAUGCAUAUUUUGAUAUGAUGGCCAAUUUAUCAAACAACAUGAAACUGUCAUCUAGAGUAAGAUUUAUGUUGAGGGAUGCAAUUGAUUUGAGAAAGAAUAAAUGGCAGCAGAGGAGGAAAAUUGAAGGGCCGAAAAAGAUUGAGGAGGUGCACAGAGAUGCUGCUCAAGAACGGCAGGUGCAAGCUGGUAGGCUAACUCGGGGUCCAAGCAUGAAUGCAUCAGUUCGGAAUCGUCAAACCAUGGAUUUUGGUGCUAGGGGGUCACAUAUGGUAUCUUCUGCAAGUGCUCAGAUGGGUAGUUUUCGUGGGUUACCAACACAGCACCGUGGCCAUGGAAUUCAGGAUGUUCGGAUGGACGAUAGGCAUUCUUUUGAUAAUAGAACUCUGUCAGUACCCUUGCCUCAUAGACCCACUGGCGAAGAUACUAUUACACUAGGUCCUCAAGGUGGUCUUGCCAGGGGAAUGUCCAUUAGAGGACAGCCAUCAAUGCCAAACAGCCCUUUACCUGAAGCAUCAAGUCCUGGAGAUUCCAGAAGAGUGGCUACAGGUCUAAAUGGUUAUAGUUCUGUACAAGACAGGACAGUUUUUGGUUCAAGAGAGGAUCUCAUGCCGAGAUACCCAUCUGAUAGGUUUGGGGCUCCUGACCCGUUGAGUGUUCAAGAUCGAAAUAUGAACUAUGGGAACAGGGACAUUAGGAAUGCUGAUCGCUGUGUUGAAAGAUCUCUACCUACUUCCCCAACACUACGUGGUCGGGCGGGGGCACCACUAGUUUCCCAGAAUGUUCCUUCUGAUAGGGUGUGGCCAGAAGAACGAUUGAGAGAAAUGUCCAUGGCAGCAAUUAAAGAAUUCUACAGUGCCAAAGAUGUGAAGGAAGUUGCUCUUUGUGUAAAAGAUUUGAAUGCCCCCAGCUUUUAUCCCACUAUGAUAUCUAUCUGGGUCACCGAUUCUUUUGAGAGGAAGGAUAUGGAAAGGGUUCUAUUGGCGAAUCUGCUGAUUGACCUUUCAAAAUCUCGGGAUGGCAUGUUAAGUCAAGAUCAUAUCAUGAAAGGGGUUGAGUACGUUCUUACUACUUUGGAGGAUGCUGUGAAUGAUGCGCCAAAAGCAGGAGAAUUUCUCGGUCACAUCUUAGCAAAAAUCAUACUAGAAAACGUGAUUCAGUUUACAGAGAUAGGGCAAUUGAUAUAUGAUGGUGGGGAGGAGCAAGGGAGGCUUGUAAAGAUGGGGCUUGCAGCUGAAGUUGUUGGAACCAUCCUGGAGGCUAUCAAGUCGGAGAAAGGUGAACCUAUAUUAAAUGAAAUUCGCAGCAGCUCUAGUUUGAAGUUGGAUAAGUUCCGGCCACCGGAUUUCAAGAGGCCAUUGAGAUUAGACAAGUUUCUUUAGAGAUAGAGAUGCUCAUUGAAUCUGGAUUUAGGAGAAUCUCAUGUCUAGUAUUUUGUAGGGUACUCUUGCCUUCUGCAAUUUGCAGUUAUAUUUUGUUUUCUGGGUGGGUGGGGAUUUGAUAUGUGUUGGUUGCCCUUAAUAUAUUAUUUCUUGAAAGAACUCGUUGCAAGAGGUUAUACUGAGCAUCCAAAUUAAAAGGCUUCUUAUUGCACGGGCAUGCAUGCCAGCGCUCCCA
Molecule: messenger RNA, 6087 nt
Organism: Diospyros lotus (date-plum)
Lineage: Eukaryota; Viridiplantae; Streptophyta; Magnoliopsida; Ericales; Ebenaceae
Product: eukaryotic translation initiation factor 4G-like
Exons: 10
Coding region: 321-5852 (1843 amino acids)
Cellular component (GO): eukaryotic translation initiation factor 4F complex
Molecular function (GO): protein binding; translation initiation factor activity; mRNA binding
Source: RefSeq, a predicted model, not a curated record